Hyla sarda is the source of this 2208-nucleotide messenger RNA. RefSeq names its product chromosome 7 C10orf90 homolog (gene C7H10orf90). The record is from RefSeq and is a predicted model, not a curated record. Lineage: Eukaryota; Metazoa; Chordata; Amphibia; Anura; Hylidae. Bases 406 to 2175 code for a protein of 589 amino acids. Gene Ontology annotation, biological process: regulation of centriole replication. The transcript is spliced from 9 exons. Gene Ontology annotation, cellular component: cytosol; centriole; centrosome.
UUAAACAUUUAUAUCCGAACCCUCCUUACACCAUUGUGUCGGGUGAAUGUGAGACCUGAAAAGACGAGCUCAAUCUAGUCUGAAAAAAUAAGACAAGGCGAAUAUAAAUGCGUUUAGUGACUAUAGUCAUGGUAAAUGUUGGGACAGUAGGGGCAGGGGCGCCUGGGUAUAGAAGCGUCAUGUGUUUGCAGGUUUCAGGGGACUGGUAAUAAAGUCUUUUGAAUAGAAUGAAUAGAAUUCCAGUGAUGAGAUGUGGACAGCAUUCAUUAUUCAUGGUUACAGCGCAGGCUCAGAUAAAGGGCAGAUCCUGGUAUUCCCUGUUACUAAUGCAACAAGUUACUGGCCUGGUCGCUGUAAACAGACAGACAUGUUUCCCUGAAGAAUUACAUCCGCUCUAUCAUCGAUAUGGGCAAGACUUUCCUGACACAGGUUCACCUCACCCUGUAUUACACCAUCAAGAAGAAAGAAUGCCACUUUGAACUACCAGACUGCAAUGAAAGCUCUGGCAAUGUUGGACACAAAGAUGAUCAUGAAAAGCAGAACCUGAAGAUGAUUGAUGAGGCUGAAUGUGAAGAUGAUGGCAAGCUCCUUCCUUCACAAUCCAUGAUCACCGAGCCCAUUACGUCUUGUGUAAGGCAGUCUAUGGUGAAUCACAAUGCCAUCAGCAUUAGAAGAACAUUGUCAUCACUUCCCGGCAAAUUAGAGAUUGUAACAUCCUCCGACAGAACUGUGUGUAGAACAAACCUUCAUCCUGCCAGAAAAAAGCACAGCCUGGAAGGGAAGAAAGGCUUCUCGUCUAUUACAAUUACCACCAGAAGAUAUAUUACAUCUUCAUGCCAGGCUCAGAAGGAAAUUACCAAUGACCUGGCUUCUUCUCUGUGCAGACGUAAUGACUUAUUAAUGAAGGCUCCAGUCUCAUCGGUUGAACAUAAUCAGAAAUGUAGAUUCUUAGAUAAUGGAAAUGACUCUACCCAGAAUUUCAAGCCCUUUGGUUUCAAUCAUUCUCAGGAAUUUCCAAGUUGGCCCAUUCGGGUUUUGAACAGUCAGGAGGCCACUCAUCAUUGUUUAAAGGACACCAGCCACACAUCAUUUAUCUCAGGUGUCAACAUUAAAAGGGCUCAAACAUGUCCGCAAGCUAUUUAUUGUAGACACAGGUUAUUUUCUGUGUGUCUUGGUCAAUGUCAUGCAGCCAACCAAAAAACAUACAGGUCAGAAAUGUCAUUUAGGAUAAAGCGUCCCCUUGAAAGUAGACUGGUCCAUACGUGUAACAGGAACUUUGUGGAGUCCUCUAGACACAUAAUAAGAAAUCAAAUAGCAGGGGAUUAUAAGAAGAGUAGCCACAUUGACUAUGGACAACAAAAUGCAUGUUCCACAGCUCAACAUAAGCCUUUCACAGAACAUCAAAGGCAUCAAGAAGAACACAUAAAUGGAUAUCACCAGGACCCUUGCCAAGAUGUCUCCAAUUAUCUCAAUAUAGAAGCCUUCGAUUUCCCACAUAUACCGAAGAAGGAUCCUGUGCCUGUUAGUGAGAUUUAUGCAGAGAGAAGUUCUCCUCUUCCGAGCUUCGGACAUCCUGGGGCAGAAAGGUCGAGCAUUACCACCUUCAACUUCAUAUUUGGAAAACAAAUUUCCAACCAGGGAAAGAGUAAGCUGAAUUUACAGAAGGAGAACAUUCCUCUGAAAGGUUGCAAGUGGAGUAAGUCGUGUGGAAAUAUUGCAAGGAGCGAUAAAGAGAACAUUCCGCUGCUAGAAGUGAUGGAAAACAAGGCGGGCAUGAAACCGCUUCCCAAAAGAAUGACUUUGCAGGAAGCCCUAGAACAUCAUAGGCCGGACUUCAUCUAUAAGUCGCAAGAACGUCUUCACAAACUGGAGCUUAUGGCUCGCCAACGAAAAAAGUUAACUCUUCAAAAAGAUUCGCCAAAAUCAGUCAACCAAAAGAGGAAAAUCUUCACGGUUCCUCAUCCUCUAAGUGACAACCUAUUUAAACCAAAGGAAAGAGCGAUUUCAGGAAAGGAGAUGAUACAAAGAUCCAAAAGAAUCUAUAACAGCUUGCCUGAAGUGAAGAAGAAGAAAGAGGAGGAAGAGAAGAGACUGAUAACACAGAGCAAUAGAGUCCGAGCCCAGCUAUUCAAAAAGAAACUCCUGGAUCAAAUCCUCCAACGAAGCUCAGACUGAAUCACCACUUGCAUAUUAAAAUUAUUUUAUAUU